Messenger RNA from Penicillium argentinense, 3129 nucleotides. Its product is annotated as phosphatase family protein. Gene Ontology annotation, biological process: phosphatidylinositol dephosphorylation. The transcript is spliced from 2 exons. Gene Ontology annotation, molecular function: phosphatidylinositol-4,5-bisphosphate 5-phosphatase activity. Bases 1 to 3129 code for a protein of 1042 amino acids. Lineage: Eukaryota; Fungi; Ascomycota; Eurotiomycetes; Eurotiales; Aspergillaceae. The record is from RefSeq and is a predicted model, not a curated record.
AUGUCUGGUGCCGACAAUCGCGCAGCGUCGCCGGCUGCAUCGGACCCACGAGAGCAUGCAGAGGAAGGCUUAGCAGAGGAUAUUGACAAUCCGGCCCUCGAUCUACUAUCACUUUCCCGGGCUGUCAAAGCUAGAAAGGCAGAGUAUACGCGACGGCAAUCAGUCCGGGUGAAAGUCGGGACCUGGAAUGUGGCUGGGAUCUCCAGCACGGAAAAGGAUAUCGGAAAGUGGUUCGUUCAAGGCCAAGGCGUUUGUGAGAGGUUCUCGGGCUUGAAGGGAACGCAAUCGGAGCAAGCGGCUUCUACAAGCGGCUCGUCAACAAUGGAAGACCCUUCACGUAAGAAACCGUUCCAAUGCAGCCCCGAAGAGGUGGAUCUCUAUGUCCUUGGAUUGCAGGAAAUUGUCGAUAUUUCUUCCCCCGCCGAGACCUUACGUCCUUAUACCGAUCCCGGUCCAUCGAAACGAUGGAAAGAAGCAGUGCAAAGGGCGCUGCCUCCUGGUACCUCUGUUGGAACUGGAUUGAUGGGGUAUAUGGGCAAUAAAGGUGCAGUUGCCACUCGUAUUGUCCUAGGCGAGACCACGCGCCUGGUUUUUGUGAACUCGCACUUGGCUGCUGGUUCAGACAAAGGCAGCCUCGAAAGACGCAAUUGGGAUGCAUCCCAAAUCGCAUCCAGAGCAAAGUUCGAACCCGUUGAUGCAGAUCUGAAGUCACAGGAGACUAUUGAUAGUAUUGGUGACGAAGACUUCACCUUUUGGUUUGGUGAUUUGAACUAUCGCCUUGAUGACAUACCCGGCGACGACGUGAGACAGGUUCUUGCUCGUCAUGCCGUCAAUGCCUACGACACUGCACGGAUGGAGAAGAAGGGCUCGGGUAGUCGUCGGAGCCUUAAUGCUGGAUCGGGUGGAAAUUCGCCACCUUCGCCUAUUAUUCACGAUGAGGAGGCACCAGAGCCAGUGACUGACGACGAAAUCGACCCACACAAUGACCCAGCAUCUUUGCAAACCACCAUAUCGUCCCUCGUUGUGCACGACCAAUUGCAAAUUCAACAGAGAAAAGGCACGGCAUUCCAUAAAGGAUGGCGGGAGGGGCCGAUUUCGUUUUUGCCUACCUACAAAUACGAUGUUGGCAGCGUGGCAACAUUCGACUCCAGCGAGAAGAAUCGCGGUCCCAGCUGGUGUGAUCGGAUUCUCUUCCGUACCCGCCGGGACAAGCUCAAGCAUGAACAGCUUGACCGCGAGACGGAGGAAGCUCGAAAAAGAGACAAGGAAAUGCAAGCCCGCGGACUAGACAAGGCUGUUGCAGAUGAUAAUGUCCUAUUCGAUUAUGACCCCGAAGUUGAUGGUAUUUAUGGAAAUGAUGGUGCCGGUGAUGCAGAAGAAGUAGAGUAUAAUCCAGAAGAAGACCAGGAAGAAGACGCUUCAGUUUCAUCAGACGACUCAUCGCCUGAUCCUAUUCGCCUCGACCACUAUGUCUCUCACCAAGGCAUUCUCUCUUCGGAUCAUAAGCCGUUGGAUGCCAUAUUUACUCUGACUUUUGAUGCGGUGAACCCGAGUUUGAAGGCCAAGAUCCAUCAAGAGGUCGUUCGUGAGCUCGACAAGGCCGAGAAUGAGGCGCGACCUGGUCUGACGGUGGUAGUGGACACUCAUCACGAGGAUAAGCGGACGCAGCAAGAUCCCAAUACUGUUGAUUUCGGGGAUGUGCCCUUCGAUGUAUCUGUCCAUCGAUCCCUCACUAUUGCCAACACCGGCGGUGCUGAGGCCACAUUCACAUUUGCCGGACGACCAAGCUUCCAUGAUGACUCGAAGCCCGAAUCUCCGGACUGGCUUGAUGUUAGGGUUGAGAGGGCAGGAGAAGGUCAACCGGAAUCGACGUCUUCUGCUGGCAGCCACACUCUCCUUCCGGGGGAAGUCGCCAAUGUCGAACUCACUGCGCAUGUUCGCUGUAUCGAACAUGUCCGGCUCCUAAAUUUGAGAAAGACCAAACUGGAAGAGAUUCUGGUGCUACAUGUGGACAACGGCCGCGACCAUUUCAUUUCUGUCUGUGGACGUUGGCUGCCCACCUGUUUUGGGUGCAGCGUCGACGAAUUGACUCGUAUGCCAGAAGCUGGCGCGCGCAGUCUUGCUUCCACCGACGCACCCAUCCCCUCGAAAGACAACACGGAAGUACGGCUUUCCGCGCCUCGCGAGCUUUUCCGCCUAACCGAGUCGAUUUCCGAGUUAACGGAGCGUGCUGUGGCGGAAUGGAGCAUGACUAAAGGCGAGACGGAAGAAGAAGCGCCAUGGGCAAAAGACCCAUCUGGAACGGCAUGGCCAUUCCAACCAGAUACCUGGACUCUUCAGGACCAACACGGGCGCGCAUCCCUCCUGGAGUCGGUCCGUGAAUCUCUCGAUAUAAACGGCUCUCUAUCCGCUAUCUUCCCUCCUGAAGUAUCAUCUGUCCACCGUCUCGAAGUCCUCGCCGAGACCCUCCUCACCUUCCUCAAUUCCCUCAGCGACGGCAUCGUCACAGCCGCUGUCUGGCAAAAAAUGGAGCAGCAGAUGAUCGCGCGCGAGAAAUCAAAAGCACCGCCCCGGACGUGGGAAGAAACGCAAGCCUGGGUCCUCGAAAGUCUAGCAUAUUCACCCGCCCAUAGCGUCUCAUUCACAUUCGUGACUUUCAUGCUUGCCCGCGUCGCCAACGAAAUCGCUCCCGUCCCCUCCAUCGCUCAGUCCACACCCGAGACAUCCAAGUUGAAGCUCAGCUGGAAACAUCACGACGACGACAAGCAUAAGGAGACUAAGAAAGAAGAAGAGACUGAAGAGUCUCAACCCAAACCGCCUACUCCGGCCUCUGCAGCUGCGUUUAUUUCUGGUGGUAGUUUCCGUCGAAAGAAUCGCUCACAGUCUUCAUCCACUGGCUCUGAUACGAUUCUCAGCGCAGGAACGAACAAUCAUCCCGCCGCGGCUCGUCGGCAGGUCGUUGAAUCUUCGCUGGCGUCUAUAUUUUCCCGGGUUCUUAUUUCUGCAUCUGUGCCGACUCCUGCGAAAGAUAAAGAGCGGCGGGCAUCUGAUGAGCGGAAGCGGAGUAUUAUAGAACCAUUCUUGAAGAUGAUUGGAGUUGAUGAGCGUGGUCCGUCGGGUGGUCGUUAA